AUGUGUGUCUCCACCUCUGUGCUCGGGAAGGGGCUGACCACCUGGACUUUGUCUCGCCUGGAAAUCAUUGGCCUCAGGGGCUGGGCAGGGCCUGGCUCCCUGAUCCCUCCCCGUGGCAGACCUUCGUCCCCACAUCUCCGAGAGCUGUGCCAGGCCAGGGUUUGGGGUACUGCAGAGAGACCGUCUGUUCUGGCCUCUCUUCCCUGGCAGGGGUCGAUCCCCUGAGCUCCCAGGGACCUCACACCCUGACUGUUGCCUCCCACACCCCCAGGCAGAGCCAUCUGGGCAGGGCUGGUCAUCUCAGGCAUUGCGAGGCCGGGCAAUGGCAGUAGAGUAUGUCACAUACCAGGGCAUCAAGUUCCCCCCUGCAUAUAACUCUGAACAGAGCCUGCGCUUCGCCCACAAGGAGUUCCAGGUGCAGGAUGAUGAUGUCUUCAACGUCACCUACCCCAAAUCAGGCACAGUGUGGAUGAUCGAGAUCUUGAGCCUGAUCCGCAGUGGCGGGGACCCAGCCUGGAACCGAGCCGUCCUCAACUCCACCCGUGUGCCCUGGUUCACUACCCGCCUGGGGCUGGAGUCUGCACUGAGCUAUCCCCGACCCCGUCUGUUGACCUGCCACCUCCCCAUCCAGCUCUUCCCCACAUCCUUCUUUGGCUCCAGGGCCAAGGUGGGCCAGGUGGUCUACACACUCCGCAAUCCCAAGGACGUCCUGGUCUCCUAUUUCUAUUUCUCCAAGAUGUGCAGCUCGUACGAGGAUCCCGAGUCCUUUGAGCAGUUCCUGCGGGACUUUCUGAGCGGGGAUGUGCCCCACGGAUCCUGGUUUGAUCAUGUCAGAGGCUGGAUGGAAAUGAAGGGCAAAAAUAAUUUCUUCUUCAUCACUUACGAAGAGCUGCAGCAGGACCUGAGGGGCAGCGUGCGGCGACUCUGCCAGUUCCUGGAGCAGGAGCUGGAUGAGGGAGCUAUCACAUCGGUGGUGAAGAACGCCUCCUUCAGGGCCAUGCAGGAGAACAAGAUGUGCAACUCGACGCUACUCCCCGGGGACAUCAUGGAUCAGGAGAAGGGCACGUUCCUGAGGAAGGGCAUCUGUGGGGACUGGAAGAACCAUUUCACGGUGGCACAGAGCGAGGCCUUCGACAGGAUCUACCAAGACCAGAUGGGGGGCCUGAUGGAGGCGUUCCCAUGGAGUGCAUGUUAGGAAUGAACAGCGGAAAUAAAGCAAAGCAUGGAACCACCGGGAGCCAGGCUGAGUUACUGAGGACGGCUGUCUGCCAUGGUUCACACAGGCCAUGGGAGGGCAUGGCUCCGGCCUAGCAGGAUGGACCAGUGCCAGGAGCAUUGCCCGGCUCAGCUGUCCUCUGCCAGCACUGCCUCCAACACCCCUUCAUCCCAACAGGUGCCUGAGUCAGCCUGGCCCCAGCCUCCUGGGGCCCAUUGCAUCUCCAAUUGCCCCUGUGACUGUGUCCAGCUGCAGCCUCCACCCACUGCAGUGUGCUCUGUCAGUGUCUCCUGGAUUAAAGAUCCCUUGGCCCUGUGACAUCCCCCUGAACUUUCUCAGCAACCGCUACAUAGACUGAGCCCCUCAUGCUCGGUCACAUUCUGGGGGUGAGGGGUUGUGUCACCGCCUGCCCUGUAACUCUGGGUGCCUUAAAUGUUCUGUUGCUGAGGCUCACAAUCUGGACACCCAUAGCCAGCAGAUAAGCAUGCAGGGCCCUGAGUGUCUAUGUGCUGUUCAGCCCUGGGGCAGCGCUCAGGCCCCCAUAGCCUGCCUACAGCACAGCAGCCCCACCCUGCUCUCUGCCAGCUUGGUUACUAUGUGCAGGGGGACCCCAGCAUUUUCCUAGUCCCGAAUUUGCCCCAACCAUCUGCCCCACAGUGGCCAGCCCUCACCUGGCCAGCUCAGAGAAAUACCACAGCUGACUGAGCCUUUAGAGAGAGACAAAAGCACAGCCUCAGACUUUCACUGGAGUGAACAGUCACUUCACUUCAAACUCAGCUCUGGGCUGGUUUACAUUAAAAGCAAAAUGAGAUGAUUAAAUUAAAAGGUUUU
Dermochelys coriacea (leatherback sea turtle) is the source of this 2047-nucleotide messenger RNA. It is a transcript of the gene SULT2A1, whose product is annotated as sulfotransferase family 2A member 1. The coding region runs from base 323 to 1195 and encodes 290 amino acids. Lineage: Eukaryota; Metazoa; Chordata; Testudines; Dermochelyidae. The record is from RefSeq and is a predicted model, not a curated record. The transcript has 7 exons. Gene Ontology annotation, cellular component: cytoplasm. Gene Ontology annotation, biological process: sulfation. Gene Ontology annotation, molecular function: sulfotransferase activity.